GCGCGUGUGAAAAAAUGAUCACCGGAAAAAUGACGUUAAUUGCAUAAAACAGAAAUCGGCAUCAGAAUUUAUAUAAUUACAGUAGUGUUGCUACAUGGUAUAAGAUUUACCGUACCGUCACCGUAACAUUAUUCUGACAUAACCUUACUUUUGACCAAACCGAUCGCCAACAAUGGAUUUACUAAAGGCAAUACGUGAAAAGCCACUGCAAAAAAUAAAAAAACUCGUCACGAAAAUACUGCCAUCAGAUUUUAAAUACAUCGGCUACGAAGCUCUAAUUCUAUCAAUGAACAACAAUAAGAAAGAUGUUACGAAAUUCCUGCUCGAAAGAAGCUGCGCAGUUAAUCAAAGCACAAAACUUCACGACACGCCUUUACACCUUGCAGUGAAACUCGGCGAUUUGGAGUUGAUAAGCAUUCUACUAAGCAGGCGAGCUUCUAUCGAGGUUGUCAAUGACGAAUUUAAUACUCCGUUGCAUCUUGCAUUCCUAACGAAUCAAUAUGAAAUCGUCGAUUUAUUAUUGUCGCAUGCAGAAAAGAUAAAUGAUUUCGGCAACUCGAAGAACAAACAUAAUCUCACGCAUUUUCACAUUGCUUGUACGAGUUCUCGUCCUCGCAUUGCGCAAAGCUAUUUGGAAGGCGGUGCUAACAUGAAUGACGCCGUUAACGAAGAUUCACCAUGCUACGCUGGCUUCACCGCUAUGUACUUUGCCGUGGAAUUCAAGUCGCUCAUCGCUAUCACAACACUCCACUCAUGUCGAAAUUCCUUUACUGACUAUCCAGAGGACUGUCCUGGUAAUACGGCCCCGCAGUUAGCAUCGCAAUCUUUAACCACUUUGUCGAUAGCUUGCCACUUGUUUGAAGAAGGCAGUCUAGACGUGAAUAAUGGUUUAAACAAUACCUUGUCGUUGUUUCAUAUGGCUUGUUUAAGAAAUGACCCAAAGGUUAUAGAAAAGUUCAUCGAAACCGGAGCCAGAGUCAAUACUCCAAUCAGCAGAAAUGCGAUGUUCUGUCCGUUUUACACGCCGUUACAUUUUGCCGUUGAGAGUAACAUCAAAGCUAACGUUGAGGUCUUGCUUAAAUAUGGAGCAGACAUCAAUAAGAUAAAUAGCUAUGCAAUGACGCCACUACAUUUGGCACUUUACAACGAAAAUUUUAAAAUCAAAAACGAUAUUGUUGAUUUGCUGUAUGCUAAGGUUAAGAAUAAGAAAGUUGACCGAGUUGAUGUCAACGGACUUAGUUAUUUACACGUCGCUUGCACAAGAAACGACAUAGAGACGGUUAAAGCUCUGCUCGAAAAGAAUAAUAACAAUCAUACGAGAAUACAUCCAAAUGAGCGUAAUUUUUCGGAUUACACACCUUUGCAUUUUAGCAUCCGUUAUGGUCAUCAAGAACUCGCGAAGUUUCUUAUCAAUAACGGCGCUACGGUCGACUCUACUUUUUUACACAUGGCUUGUGAGAUCGGUGAUGUUGGUUUCAUCGAUUUGCUGCUCAAUAAUAAGGUGAACGUCACUUCUUCGCGGGAAGUCGAUGAAAAAACUGCGUUGCACCCUCUUAUCGAGGCAUAUUUGCAUAACCAGGAUACUCACAAGUCAGUUUACAACGGAAGUGAUGUAGCGAUGACUGAAGCUGCGUGUAAAGAGGCCGAGCUGCUGAAGCGCGUAAAGGUGCUGGUGAAGAAAGGCUGCGAUGUCAAUGCUAAAGAUAAAAAUGGCAACACGGUGCUGCAUCUUGCUUGCGCAAAAAUUUGCGACGGAGGUAAGUGCGUCGUAAGUUUACUGAAGAAUGGCGCUGAUGUCAAUGUUGAGAACGAAGAGGGUAAUACGCCGUUCAACGAGUGUUUCAAGUAUGAGAAACGAUUCGAGACCGCCGAUUACGUUGUGCUCUACGAUCACGUUCAGAAAUUAAAAGACGUUGGUUUGCGGGUUAACCAAAAGAAUGAAAAGUGCUGCGAGAAAAUGUUGAGAGAAUUAAGAAGUGCUUUACACAUAGCUGUUCACCAGUCCGAGUUGCUUCGUAAACAACAAGCGAGGGCUGACGAGAUUAUAAGAAUGAAAAAUAUUAAGCUGAUCGAUAGCUUUUCAUUAUACGAUUUUUUUAAAUUGGAUCAACGAAGAGCUACGAUAUUCGUAACUAACUGUAUGCUCAGAAACACUGUUACGAAUGAGAAUUUGAAAGGUAUGUUCCCGUUGUAUGGACAAUUGCUGAAAUCUUUUUAUAGGAAGGUUAAAGACGAACCGUGUGUCGAGUAUGUGGGUAAAAGGAAAGUUAAUAAGACUUCGAGACAGGCAAGGGCUAAGAGAAUAUGUAUCUAGAGAUGAGUACUUUCUUGUUGUCUUU
Messenger RNA from Phymastichus coffea, 2339 nucleotides. RefSeq names its product ankyrin-1-like. The transcript has 2 exons. NCBI's taxonomy places the organism in Eukaryota, Metazoa, Arthropoda, Insecta, Hymenoptera, Eulophidae. The coding region runs from base 173 to 2314 and encodes 713 amino acids. Gene Ontology annotation, molecular function: protein binding. The record is from RefSeq and is a predicted model, not a curated record.